AUGUUAAGAUUGAGCAAGAAGGCGUUUUAUAGCUUACGUCGAUUGAUAGAAGAUAGAGGCUUUCUGUCUCAUAGCAAAUCAGUGCAAGUGGAAGAACAAUUGGUCAUAUUUUUACACACAAUUGCCCAUAAUGUUAAGAACCGAAUGAUAAAGAAUAAUUUUGGACACUCUAGUGAGACUAUCAGUCGGUACUUUAACAAACGGGUUCCAAUUGAGAAUCAUUGUAGAUUUCGUGAUAGGAAGGGAAAUAUAUCUCAAAAUAUUCUAGCUGCAUGCGAUCAUGACACCAGGUUUACAAAUAUACUAUCUGGUUGGGAAGGAUCAACAGUAGAUUCUAGAAUAUUAGAUGAAGCUAUUCAUAGACAUGGUAAAACAAAGUUAGUGGUACCUCUAGGUAAGUAUUAUCUUGUUGAUGUUGGGUUUGCCAACAAAAAGGGGUUCUUGAGACCGUACUGCAAUGUUUGGUAUCAUUUGAAGGAGUGGAAAAAUUCUAACUUGUCAUCAGCUGAUAAAAAAGAAUUGUUUAACCUGCGACAUAUUAAGUUGCGUUCCAUAAUUGAACGGGCUUUUGGUCUAUUAAAGUCAAGAUUCAAGAUAUUGAAGAGUCGGUCAGAAUUUCCAUAUAAGACUCAAGUCAAAAUUGUGCUAGCAUGUGUUCUCUUACACAACCAUAUCCUUACACAAAAUAGUGUUGAAGAAGAAGAGGAGUGGGUAGCUCAAGAUGCAAGAAAUGCAGGACCUAGUUCCAAUGGUCAAUUCUCCCAAGGAGAAACAGAUGAGGAAAAUGAAGUUGAAGAUGAUGGUGAUACAGUUGACCAAUUCAGAGAUGAAAUUGCAGACAUGAUGUGGGCUGCCUGGAUGACAGUUGACAUGAAUGCUGAAGAUAUUGCUGAAGAUUCUCUUGAUGAAUACUCUGAUUGA
Molecule: messenger RNA, 921 nt
Organism: Telopea speciosissima
Lineage: Eukaryota; Viridiplantae; Streptophyta; Magnoliopsida; Proteales; Proteaceae
Exons: 2
Coding region: 1-921 (306 amino acids)
Source: RefSeq, a predicted model, not a curated record